Aspergillus terreus NIH2624 is the source of this 1677-nucleotide messenger RNA. RefSeq names its product class III chitinase ChiA1 (gene chiA1). The coding region runs from base 1 to 1677 and encodes 558 amino acids. Gene Ontology annotation, biological process: carbohydrate metabolic process. NCBI's taxonomy places the organism in Eukaryota, Fungi, Ascomycota, Eurotiomycetes, Eurotiales, Aspergillaceae. The transcript is spliced from 2 exons. The record is from RefSeq and is a predicted model, not a curated record. Gene Ontology annotation, cellular component: extracellular region. Gene Ontology annotation, molecular function: chitinase activity.
AUGGUGUCUAGCAAGACCCUCGCCGUUGCGACGGCCCUUUCUACCCUUUCCGCCGUAUCGGCGUUCAAUCCCCAGUCCAAGACCAAUGUUGCCGUCUACUAUGGCCAAGGUUAUGAUCAGCCGCGGCUGAGAGAAUUCUGCCAGGACUCGGCCUUGGAUAUUAUCAACAUUGGCUUCAUCAACGAGUUUCCCGAGCAGAGUCCCAGCGGAUGGCCGGGCAGCAACUUUGGCAAUCAGUGCAAUGGUGAGACGUAUACGAUUGGUGGCUUGACUACCAAACUGCUGUCGGGAUGCCACCAGAUCGUCGAAGACAUCCCCAUCUGUCAGGCGGCUGGCAAGAAGGUGUUCUUGUCUCUCGGCGGUGCCUCUCCGGCUACUCAGCAGAUCCUGGAAGAGGAUACCGCCAUCGCCUUUGCCGACUUCCUUUGGUUGGCCUUUGGUCCGGUUAACCAGACCUGGGUGGACAUUGGCGGUCCUCGUCCCUUUGGCGACGUUGUCGUGGAUGGUUUCGACUUUGACAUUGAGCACAACGGAGGCUUCGGUUACGCCGACAUGGUCAACCGCUUCCGCGAACACUACGCCGAGGUCCCGGACCGCACCUUUUAUAUCUCGGGUGCUCCUCAGUGCCCCAUCCCCGACGCUCAGCUGAGUGACGCCAUCACCAACUCGCCUUUCGACUUUGUCUGGGUGCAGUUCUACAACAACCCCGGUUGCUCCGCGAUGGACUACGUCGAGGGCAACAAGCCGGGCUUCAACUACGACGCCUGGGUGAAGGUCAUCAAGCACAGUGCCAACCCCAACGCCAAGCUCUACGUGGGACUGCCGGCCAGUGAUACCGUGGUGAACCCGGGAUACUACCUGACCCCUGAAGAGGUCGAGCCCCUGGUGGAGGAGUACAUGAAGAAGUACCCGGAGACCUUUGGCGGUAUCAUGCUGUGGGAGGCCACUGCCUCGGAGAGAAACCAGAUCAACGGUGGCAGCUAUGCCGAUAGCAUGAAGAGCAUCCUGAACGGCUGUGCUCCUACCCCGUCGCCGACGCCCUCUCCUUCGAGCACUCCUAUCCCGUCCAGCACUCCUACCCCGUCGAGCACCCCUGUCUCCAGCACGACCACCACCACGUCCUCGAGCGCCGUCACCUCCUCCAGCAGUGUCGUUUCGUCAAGCAGCACGACCUCCAGCACCACCACCAGCACGCCCUCCAGCAGUGCCAUCCCCUCGAGCAGUGUCAUCCCCUCGAGCAGUGUCAUCCCCUCGAGCAGUGUCAUCCCCUCGAGCAGCCCCGUCACCACGCGCACUCCUACCUCGACUCCCGUCAUCCCGACGACCACCCGGACUCGCACCUCUUCCGUCCCAGUGAUCCCCACGACCACUCGUACCCCGACCCGGUCUCCCAGCUCUACUCCCACCAAGAGCCCCUCGGCCAGUGUCCCGGGCUCGAGCACCCCUGGAUCCAGUGCUCCGGUGCCGUCCAGCUCCAGCUCCACCUCUUGCACGGACACUACCACCGGUCAGACCACUAGCGCGACGACGACUUCGUCCAGCACGUCUGUGUCCUCGAGCUCCACCUCGUGCACUGACAGCACGACUUCUGGAAAUGUGAAGCCGACGACUACUUCCUCCGCACUGCCGUGUCCUCGAGCACCACGUGCACUGACAGCACGACUUCUGGCAAUGUGA